CCUGGAGCGGGGGCCGAGCCUUCUAAUCGCUGCAUUCCGCACUUCGCAUAUAGACCUCCCCAGUCACGAAGGGGGUGAUACUAGAUAGGGGGCACACACCUUUUCCAUCCUCUGCCACAGAAACGCAGCUAAAGAUCCUAGCCUAAGGUUCACACCUCAGUGACAGGUGACGCAUUGUGUAGAUUUUUUGUGUAAGGGUGCCCGUUGGCCAGCCAGGAACAGCAGACACAUAAAAUGUUCAUAUGUCUAUUAUUACUUUUAAUACAUUUAUGUUCCACUUUUCAUCCAAGGAGUUCAAGUGAGCACAAAUGGUAUGACAGAAAGACAGAGAGAGAGAGAGAGACUGAUGCAAGGCCACCCAGUGAAUGUGGUUCAGUGAUCAGGCACUCUUACUAUUAUGCCACACUGGCUUUAGAAGCACUUUGUUGUGGAGAAGUCAGCAAGUGAAAGUUCUCACAGCAUGGAAAGAAUUAUGAUCACUUGCUAGUAUCAAGCUGAUAUUUUAAACAUUUUUUUAAAAGGCAACCUUCUCCUUAUUUAGCCACCUUCCUUUGUUUGUAUUGGUAUAUUUGAAUUAUAUAGAAUUUUUGUCAUGCAAAACGCUCUGUAGCAAAGUUCUGCAUGACAUAGUGUGAAUCCCCUGUUGUAGACAGGAAAUGUGAGGCUCAGAGACAGCAUGCUGUUCCCAAAAUAAUUAGCCGAAGUAAGACUUGAAUACAUAUUGCAGUCAAGAUCUUAAGGCCGGGGGCUUAAAAAAAAAAACAUUAUUUUUUUCCUUUUUCUUGAAUCCACCCUUGCUCCAGGGCUUUAUUUCUGCUAUGGCAAAUUCCCAUUUUCAAUUUUUGUGCAUCCAGCCCUAUAGUCAAAUCUGAGGACAGGAACAUUUAGCAACUUGGGGGAUGUUUGCAACUCGUUUGUAAGGGGGAUAUAGUACCCUCCCAAUUUUUAAGACAUGUGUACAGUUGAUAAUGAGAGUGGUGGCUGUAGCUCAGUAGCUAAGCUUUUACUUUGUAUGUAGAAAGUACCAGGUUCAUCUCCAGUUAAAGGAUAUUUGAUUAUAGUGCUGGGAAGGCACUCUGCUUGAGUCUCUGAAAGCUGCUGCUAAUCAGAAUAAAGGGCUAGAUAGACCAGUAAUUUGAUUCCGGAUGGGGCUGCUUCCUUAAGUCACUGCCAUGUUUCAUAUUAAUGUCGAAGCAUUUUUCCCCCUGAUAACCAAACUGCAAAGGCCAGUUUCUCAGUAUUCCAUUAGAGAGCUGCAAGAGUGGUAAAAAUAUAAAAUAAACCCUUAUCUAGAAGGUCAGUAUUUCUAAAGAUAAGCCUGGAGGCAAAUGCUUUGAUACCAAAUGUCCUAAAAAGAAGUGUAGGUCAAGAUAACCCUGUACAAAAGGGGCAAUCAGAAUCUCCCAUGAGAAGACAAUAAUUUGGAACAAUGUUUGCAGACUUGGACUAUGACAUUGAGGAGGACAAGCUGGGGAUUCCUACAGUCCCUGGCACGGUGACCUUGAAGAAGGAUUCUCAGAAUCUAAUUGGAAUCAGCAUAGGAGGAGGAGCGCAGUGCUGUCCCUGCCUUUACAUUGUUCAGGUGUUUGAUAACACUCCAGCGGCUCUAGAUGGAACUUUGGCAGCUGGUGAUGAAAUCACAGGUGUGAAUGGAAAGUCAGUCAAAGGGAAAACCAAAGUAGAAGUGGCCAAAAUGAUCCAAGCAGUGAAGGGAGAAGUGACAAUCCACUACAACAAACUCCAAGCUGAUCCAAAGCAGGGAAAGACCUUGGAUAUUGUGUUGAAGAAGGUGAAGCACCGCUUGGUGGAGAACAUGAGUUCAGGGACAGCAGAUGCCCUGGGGCUGAGCCGAGCUAUCCUCUGCAAUGAUGGGCUGGUGAAGAGACUGGAAGAGCUGGAGAGGACUGCAGAGCUAUACAAAGGCAUGACGGAGCACACAAAGAACCUCCUCAGAGCUUUCUUUGAGCUGUCUCAGACUCAUAGAGCAUUUGGUGAUGUGUUCUCAGUCAUUGGUGUACGAGAGCCCCAGCCAGCUGCUAGUGAAGCAUUUGUGAAAUUUGCAGAUGCCCAUCGCAGCAUCGAGAAGUUUGGAAUCCGCCUUCUAAAAACUAUCAAACCGAUGUUGACUGACCUGAACACUUACUUGAAUAAAGCCAUUCCUGAUACAAGGCUGACUAUCAAGAAGUAUUUGGAUGUGAAGUUUGAGUAUUUGUCCUACUGUCUCAAGGUGAAGGAGAUGGAUGAUGAGGAGUGCAGCUGCAUUGCACUUGGAGAACCUCUCUAUCGGGUCAGCACUGGGAAUUAUGAAUAUCGCUUAAUCCUCCGUUGCCGCCAAGAGGCACGUACGCGCUUUGCCAAGAUGAGGAAGGACGUGCUAGAAAAGAUAGAGCUGCUAGACCAGAAACAUGUGCAAGACAUUGUGUUCCAGCUCCAACGCUUCGUUUCCACCCUUUCCAAGUAUUAUGAUGACUGCUAUGCUGUACUGCGGGAUGCAGAUGUCUUUCCCAUUGAAGUGGAUCUGGCCCGUACCACACUGAGUUAUGGCCAGAAGGAUGUCUUCACAGAUGGGGCAGAGGAUGAGGAGGAAGAAGAAGGGGAAUGCAGCCGGAAGGAAGAAGAGAAUGGUGAGAAACUCAUUGAUGAUGCCUGAGCUCACAAACUUGAUGAGGUGGAAAACCCCUGCAAAGACUGAUAAAUUCUAUUUCUCUAGACAACUUGUUUACAGUGACUUUUUUGUCUGUAUAAGCCCAGUUGUGGAAUCAAGAUUCUGACUUGACUGUGGGCAGUUGGGAUGGCUUGGAACUAAAAUCGUUCAUGCACGGCCCCUCUUCCAAAAGUGUCCUCCUGCCUGGUAUGUCUAAAUGACCUUUUUUCAAAAUUUCAUUGCCAACUUGAGGAGAUGGCCAGAGGAAGAUUGACUACAUUGGAAAACCCUUCAGUCCUCAUCCCAGCAAGGCUGCCUGUGCAGAGGGGCUUCAUUUGAAUGUACAGGAAACACAUUUCUAUUAACUAAAUGAUGAUCAGUGCAGACUCCUUGUGUGUUAGUUAAGUCCAAAAAUAUCAUGGGGUAGGAGAAGAAGAAUGGCUGAAGGUUUUUUGGUUCCUUCUUCCUCCUCCACUUUUCAUCUUGAAUUACAUUUCUCUUAAAAGAUAGGUUUAAUUCAGAGAAUAGAUCCCUUUCUUACCAUUGGUCAUAGGUCUUAUUAGACCAGAAGGAUGAAACCAGAAAAAAUGGCCUUGAAGAUAAAGGUAAUUUUAAAGACCAUCUGAGGAUUAUCAUUAUCCUCCAUAGGAUGGCAUCAGUAUGGAUAGUCACUAUGGAAUGUGAUGUUGGGAUUAAAUUGCAUUGCUAUAUGUUUCCAGUCAGUACCAUGCAAUAUGUCAUGACUGUUCUUAGCCAAUACCAAAUCCAUAAGGAUCACAUAGUCAUAACCCUCCUGCUGUGUGAUCUUUUCUAAAAUACAGAAAAGUUCCAGUAUUUAACAUAGUGGCCACUUUGGAAAGUUUAUAUAGCAAGCAGGGAAAUGGUAUCUAUGAAAGGAGGCCAUCGAUUUGCUGAGGUUAAAAAUCAACCAUUUUAAGCAUUACAGUUCUAAUUUGUAUCCUGCACUUUCAUUACACCUACGCAUUUUCUUUUAUUCUUUUGAAAUAUUGCUCCUGAGGACAGAGAGCCCAUUAUGAGCCCCAAACAGUAUUUCCUCCCCCUCAUUCACUCAUGUAAUGUUAAAAGAAAGAGGUCACUGAGAAGGAGGAAGGGUAAAUUAGGGCAUAAUCCAUAUUUAGGCAGCAAAAAGUCCUACAACUCUCCGCAUUCUCCAACCAGCCAUUCUGGCUUGGAAAUAUUGAGAGUUGUAGUAUUUUUCCUUGUCUAAACAUGCACAGGAUUACAUCCUGAUCCUCUGAGGAAUUCUCCCAGUCCUGUACCUUUUUGCAAUUUCUAACAGAACACAGUGACAUUUUGUCCUGAUUAGUAAGAAUGAUCUUUUGGAAAUAAUGGGCAUUGGCUACUACAUCACUCCAUGAGAUUGUGGCAGCUUGUCAAGGAGAGAAGGUAUAUAACAGCAUUAAAUGUGUGUCCUUGUAACUUCCCCUUGGUUUUUGUUUCUUUUUGCAUCCUUCUUCGUGAAUGGCCAAGAAAAGACUAUGUGGGUCCAGGGCCCUUCAGUGGGCUUUUAUGUGUGGACUAAUAAAGAAAAAAUGAACUUUC
Molecule: messenger RNA, 4207 nt
Organism: Varanus komodoensis (Komodo dragon)
Lineage: Eukaryota; Metazoa; Chordata; Lepidosauria; Squamata; Varanidae
Gene: PICK1
Product: protein interacting with PRKCA 1
Exons: 13
Coding region: 1430-2650 (406 amino acids)
Biological process (GO): intracellular protein transport; positive regulation of receptor internalization; receptor clustering
Cellular component (GO): synaptic vesicle; trans-Golgi network membrane; postsynaptic early endosome
Molecular function (GO): protein domain specific binding; protein kinase C binding; phospholipid binding
Source: RefSeq, a predicted model, not a curated record